Molecule: messenger RNA, 1014 nt
Organism: Naegleria fowleri
Lineage: Eukaryota; Heterolobosea; Eutetramitea; Acrasida; Naegleriidae
Exons: 1
Coding region: 1-1014 (337 amino acids)
Biological process (GO): mitotic spindle assembly checkpoint signaling
Cellular component (GO): bub1-bub3 complex; kinetochore; mitotic checkpoint complex
Molecular function (GO): ubiquitin binding
Source: RefSeq, a predicted model, not a curated record
AUGAGUGCUGCUAUCAUCAAUCCCAAAUAUUCUACGGACCAAAUUGAUUUAAAGGACCCUCCCAAAGACGGAAUAUCAUCUUUAAACUUUUCAUCACACAAUCCUGACCUCUUACUAGCCACAAGCUGGGAUAACUCAGUUCGCAUCUACAAUGUAACUGCGAACACAAUCGUUUCAAAAUAUGAACACGCUAAGAGUGUUCUCUCCGGAUGCUUCUCUGUGAAUGAUCAAUAUUGCUUUAGUGGAGAUUUGGAGGGCAAAUUAAUGAAAUAUAAUUUAAAAACUGGAGAUGCAUCAUUGGUUGGUCAGGUCUCCGAUUUUCAUCGCUCUGCCAUCAGGUGUGUUUCUGUGGUCCCUAAUCAACCUAAUUGGGUAAUUACAGGAAGUUGGGACAACACAUUGAAAUUAUGGGACAUUUCUAAGAAUACUUGCCUUCAAACCCUUGAUUUAGAAAAGAAAGUUUACUGUAUGGACGUCACUCCAGAUGGUACAAAACUAUUGGUAGGGACACAGGAUUUAUUGGUAUUUGUUGUCGCCUUAAGACAAGAUCCACAAAGAUCUCCUCUAAAAAUCACAACACGACAAAAUACAGGACUCAAACAUCAAACGAGGUGCAUCAAGUGUUUCAGAGAUAGUAACUCAUUUGCAAUAGGCUCUUUAGAAGGUAGAAUUGCAGUGAAACAUAUUCAACAAGCGGACAUGCAAAAUAAUUAUGCCUUCAAAUGUCACAGAACAAAGACUGCUCAACAAGUAGAAACUUUAUAUCCCGUAAAUACGAUUGCUACACAUCCAAAGUAUGAAAUAUUUGCUACAGGAGGAUGUGAUGGUACAAUAGCACUAUGGGAUCGAAUGAACAAGAAGAAGUUGAAUAGCACAAGUCCAUUCGAAACAAGCAUUUCUGCAAUUUCAUUUAACUGCACAGGAAAUUAUUUGGCAUUUGCUGUUUCAUACACAUGGGAAAUGGGAAAUCAGAGUCAUCCUUCCGAUAGAAUUUGCAUCAAGAAAUUGGUGUAG